Cucurbita maxima (winter squash) is the source of this 1939-nucleotide messenger RNA. RefSeq names its product clathrin coat assembly protein AP180-like. Gene Ontology annotation, molecular function: phosphatidylinositol-4,5-bisphosphate binding; SNARE binding; 1-phosphatidylinositol binding. The transcript has a single exon. The record is from RefSeq and is a predicted model, not a curated record. Gene Ontology annotation, biological process: clathrin-dependent endocytosis; clathrin coat assembly; vesicle budding from membrane. NCBI's taxonomy places the organism in Eukaryota, Viridiplantae, Streptophyta, Magnoliopsida, Cucurbitales, Cucurbitaceae. The coding region runs from base 1 to 1824 and encodes 607 amino acids. Gene Ontology annotation, cellular component: clathrin-coated pit; clathrin-coated vesicle.
AUGCCAAGCAAACUACGGAAGGCCCUCUACGCCGUGAAAGACCAAACCAGCAUAAGCCUCGCCAAAGUUUCCUCCUCCACCGGCGGUCCCAAUGCCAUCUCCCUCGAAGUCGCCAUCCUCAAAGCCACCACUCACGAUGACGUCCCCCUCGAGCAACGCUACGUGGUGGAAAUCCUCCACUUAAUAUCCGCCAACAAAUCCCACGCCGCCGUCUGCGCCCAUUCCAUCGCUAAACGCAUCAACAAAACCCGCCAUUGGAUCGUGGCAUUGAAAUCCCUUAACCUCGUGCUCAAAAUCUUCCAAGACGGUGACCCUUAUUUCCCGCGUGAAGUUCUUCACGCUAUGAAACGUGGCGCCAAAAUUCUCAACCUCUCCAAUUUCCGUGACGAUUCCAAUUCAAGCCCUUGGGAUUACACUGCCUUUGUUCGAACUUUUGCUCUGUAUCUCGACGAGCGCUUGGAUUGUUUCUUAACUGGGAAGCUUCAAAAGCGAUUCACUGAACGGAAAACAGAGAGUUUCAAUGGAAAUACCCGACGGAUCAACGAGCCGAUUCGGGAUAUGAAGCCGGCGAUGUUAAUUGAUCGGAUUUAUUAUUGGCAGAAGUUGUUGGACAGAGCAAUCGCCACCAGACCCACUGGACCGGCGAAGGGGAAUCGAUUGGUUCUGAAUUCCCUUCACGCCGUCGUCCAAGAGAGCUUCGAUUUAUACAGGGAUAUCUCCGAUGGGCUUGCGCUUCUUUUGGAUAGCUUUUUCCAUUUGCAGUAUCAGUCAUGUGUUAAUGCGUUUCAAGCUUGUGUCAAAGCAGCGAAGCAAUUUGAGGAAUUGGGUUCUUUUUAUGAUUUGUGUAAGAGCAUUGGGGUUGGAAGAACUUCGGAGUAUCCGAGUGUUCAACAGCCCUCCGAUGAGUUGAUUGAGACAUUGCAGGAGUUCUUGAAAGAUCAAGCUUCUUUCCCAUGUCAUGACAGCCGGUCGCCACCGGCGCCGGUGAUUCUUUCCGGAACAAUUUCGACGAUGAAACUCACCGACGAUCUCGAACAAUCUGAAUCGUCGGAUAAGAAUUCUGAGAGGGAGUUGGAUUUUAACUCGUUUGGGGAAAUGAUGAGCGCUACUGGAAGCUGGACUAGCCCUGCGAAUUCCGUCGAGCAAGACGGUGAAGGGUAUUCCGAUUAUCAAUCGGAGAAGCAAUCCCGGUUGGGAGAUUUUGCUAAUGAAUCAAAUCUUUCUCCGAAUUUCGCUUUCUUUGAAGAUGACGAAAAGCCCUUUCAAGAAGAAUCCGAAUUUGGGGCUGCUCCGGGUUUGAGAUGUGGGGACUGGGAGCUCGUUCUGGCGGAGUCGGCGACGGACACGGCGGAAGAAUGGCCGGAUUUCUUCGCUCCUUCCAUCGGCGACGACCCGUUUGAGAAACCCUUUUCUUCGCCGCAGCACCAGUACAACAACCCGUUCCUUCAAGAUUCAAAUGAAUCGUUCGCAGUUCCGCCGACGUUCAAAGCAGAGACGGAAAUCGCUCCGACAUUUCGCGCCGAGAACGUUAAGGAAGCUGUGGUCGUAGCCCCAACUUUCAGAGUGGAAACGCCAACAUUUUCUUCACAGCAUCAAAAUGGUUCGAUGUUCGAUGAUUGGGGCCCAAUUCCAAAUGGGUCUGGGUCUGGGUCUGGGUUUGAGUUUGAUUUGGGGGCUGAAAAUGAUCCGUUUGCAGAGGCGUGGAAUAGCAAUUUGAAUGGAAAUGAACCAAGUUUGAACGUGAUGGAUCAAGAAAGUUUGUUGCAACAGCAGAAAUUGUGGAAAGAGCAACAAAACAAGAUCAUAGCUAAGCAUUCGGAAUGAUAUGGAGAAGAAAAAUGGGAAUUUGGGAUGUAAAUUUAACACAGCUUAUUGGCUUGUAAAUACCCCUUCGCAGAGUUCAUUCAAUUCAUAAAAAAAAAUCUUUACUUUUAUCUCU